Ochotona princeps (American pika) is the source of this 1866-nucleotide messenger RNA. RefSeq names its product oxytocin receptor (gene OXTR). Gene Ontology annotation, biological process: G protein-coupled receptor signaling pathway; female pregnancy; maternal process involved in parturition. The record is from RefSeq and is a predicted model, not a curated record. Gene Ontology annotation, cellular component: membrane. Gene Ontology annotation, molecular function: peptide binding; oxytocin receptor activity; vasopressin receptor activity. NCBI's taxonomy places the organism in Eukaryota, Metazoa, Chordata, Mammalia, Lagomorpha, Ochotonidae. The coding region runs from base 26 to 1186 and encodes 386 amino acids. The transcript is spliced from 2 exons.
GGGGUGCAAGGCGGCUGCUGCGGGUAUGGAGGGCAUUCUGGCAGCCAACUGGAGCGCAGCCGAGGCGGCAAGCACGGGACCACCGGGGACCGAGGGCAACCGCACGGCGGGUCCACCGCGGCGCAACGAGGCCUUGGCGCGCGUGGAGGUGGCCGUGCUGUGCCUCAUCCUCUUCCUGGCACUAAGUGGCAACGCGUGUGUGCUGCUGGCGCUGCGCACCACGCGCCACAAACACUCACGCCUCUUUUUCUUCAUGAAGCACCUAAGCAUUGCAGACCUGGUGGUGGCGGUGUUCCAGGUGCUGCCGCAGCUGCUGUGGGACAUCACCUUCCGUUUCUACGGGCCUGACUUGCUGUGCCGCCUGGUCAAGUACCUGCAGGUGGUCGGCAUGUUCGCCUCCACCUAUAUGCUGCUGCUGAUGUCGCUGGACCGCUGCCUGGCCAUCUGCCGGCCACUGCGCGCGCUGCGCCGCCGCACCGACCGCCUAGCUGUGCUCGCCACGUGGCUCGGCUGCCUGGUGGCCAGCGCCCCGCAGGUGCACAUCUUCUCACUGCGCGAGGUGGCGGAGGGCGUCUUCGACUGCUGGGCCGUCUUCAUCCAGCCCUGGGGUCCCAAGGCCUACGUCACAUGGAUCACGCUGGCCGUGUACAUCGUGCCGGUCAUUGUGCUGGCGGCCUGCUACGGCCUCAUCAGCUUCAAGAUCUGGCAGAACCUGCGCCUUAAGACGCUGGCGGCUGCGGCGGCCCAGGAGCCCGAGGGGGCGGUGGCGGGCGCAGGGCGCGCGGCUCUGGCGCGGGUCAGCAGCGUCAAGCUCAUCUCCAAGGCCAAGAUCCGCACGGUCAAGAUGACCUUCAUCAUCGUACUUGCCUUCAUUGUGUGCUGGACGCCCUUCUUCUUCGUGCAGAUGUGGAGCGUCUGGGACGCGGACGCGCCCAAGGAAGCCUCGGCCUUCAUCAUCGCCAUGCUCCUGGCCAGCCUCAACAGCUGCUGCAACCCCUGGAUCUACCUGCUGUUCACUGGCCAUCUCUUCCAUGAACUGGUGCAGCGCUUCCUGUGCUGCUCACAAGGCUAUGUGACAAGCGGCCGGCAGGCUGAAACAAGCGCCAGCAAGAAGAGCAACUCCACCUUCGUGCUCAGCCGCCGCAGCUCCAGCCAGCAGAGUGGCUCGCAGCCCGCCACAGUGUGACCAGUGUGACCAUUGGCCCGGCCCAGGGCUGCCCCUGGGGGCUCCCAGGGUGUGUGGGCAGGGACAGGCUGCCCCUUGGGGCUGCAUGUACAUAUGCUGUAAGGUAUCUGUUGGUUUGUAUGCUCUGCACACCUGGGGUGGCUUCAGUGGGUGAGCGAGGAGGUCCCUGGUAGAGAUGACAGGGCACUCAGCCACCAGGCAUUCCCGGGCUCGCAGGUGCUUCUGCUGCUCCUGACCCCAUGGCCACUAAGGGUGGUGGGAGGGAUUUUUUCCUCCCUUGACUUGGGCCUUCACUGAGCUGGUCACUCUUUCAGGCUGGCAUCUUGCUGUGGUGGCUGCUUGGGUUGGAAGGGGUCCCAUGUUCCAGGCUUGGGGUGAGGAGUGGAAAGGGGGUUCUAGAUGGGUUGGUGGGCGGGAAGCGGUGCCAAUAUUGUCAUGACCCCAGAGUGCGUUUGUCUUUGCCAGCAGCCUUGAGGGUCAGCUGGUGAGAAGGUAGCCCAGCCUCUGUGAGUACUCAGGGCCCUGUUAUGGGAGUGAGAGAGCGCGGAGCUGACAAAUGUUCAAGAAGCAUUUGGGGCAGAGAAAGAAAGGAGAGGCCUCCAGAUGGAGAAGACGCAAGGGAAGACGUCUGUAGGCAAAUGUGGCUUUGUAUGUAACAAAUCCUUAGGAGUACUCAUGUG